Armigeres subalbatus is the source of this 4361-nucleotide messenger RNA. Its product is annotated as mucin-19-like. Lineage: Eukaryota; Metazoa; Arthropoda; Insecta; Diptera; Culicidae. The transcript is spliced from 4 exons. Bases 311 to 4084 code for a protein of 1257 amino acids. The record is from RefSeq and is a predicted model, not a curated record.
CUUUUUUGACAAACCGCGACAAACCGCGAAGGAGUUUAACUCGGGAGCGGACUUUGUUUCUCUGUGUUACUUUUGUUAGUAAAAUAAAAUAUCUCGAAAUUAACUGUCAAUUGGUAAUAAGCAGUGACUAAUCCGUGAACUCCGUUAGCGGAAGUGCCGUUCUAGUGUAGUGUGGUAAACCUCGAAAGGAAAACACUGGGAACCUGUGAUUGAAACUUCGUUUCCAGCAGCCGACGGUCGCUGUGAGGGGUCAAGGUAAAAAGCUGAUGUUGCAACAGCAUUCCUUGAGUUCGGAUUUUCACCCGAGGCAAUGAAUCACAAUCGCAGCAAGUUCACGUCGUUCAGCGAUCUAAGCGGGGUUAAUUUGAGCCGAACGCUUAGCAGUCCGGUGGCGGAAUCGACACAUCUAGAAGGCCCAAGCAACAACAGAAGUGGGUUGUUUACCAGUCCGGCAAAAGGAAUGGCCAGCGUGAAGCGGAAACCAACUUCGCCGCUGUUUAAUAGCAAGACUACCUUCAGAAGCAGCGGAAAUCUAAAUUCGACCGGAUUUGGGCGGAUUGAUCCUCAAGUUUACACCGAUGCUCAAAGUCGAGGGUUGGUCAAUCGAUUGGUGAAGUAUCAUGACAGGACACAAUCUCCGUUGAAUAAAAGUCAAUCUAUGACUAGCUUAUACAACAAACCGGGUCAAUUCCCUGUAGUGCACUUGAAGAAAACCGAAAUCAAGUAUUCGCCUCGGCGGAACAAUUCCGUGACGUCGGUUCGUAUCGCUCCACCGGAAAAGUCCGUCUUUCAAGCCAACACUCGAUCCAACAUUUUGAGAGCCGGUUCGCUGUUGAUUCCAGCGGAGCCACAUAUGAAACUGGCCAGAGGUUCCCAACCGGAUGAUGAAAUCGACGCAGAGAAUCGAGUUAUAGCUCCGACGGCUGAACUGGAUGUAGCUCCGACCAAGAGCGUGCUGGAUGCUUUAAAGGAAAUUUCACGAAAGAGAAUCAACAACGAAGAGCUGGAUGCGGACCGAAUUAAAAAGCAAUGCAAGGAACUGUCAGAGGUAGAUUCUGGAGGUGGAGGUGGAACAAAACGUGCCAGAGAACUCCCUUCAUCGGCGUCGCCACCUUCAAAAGGAUCUGGAGAUCAGCAGCUUCAGAAGAAACGAUUGUGCAGCAAAAAUAAUGAUAUUUUAAGUUCAUUGAGUUCCAGUUUGGUUAUGAGCACGCCGAAAAGGGUAGAGCCCGUUUCUUCGAAGCCACGUGAGCUGAACAUGGAUCAGACUUUUGCAACCAAUGUAGGAACGCCCUUUGGCUCGAAUGCCACAGUGGUGGCCGAUAGAAAAGCCGAAUUACGAGAGUCGGUAGUUUUGAGUAAUUUAGAAUCCACAUCGUUGCCGCAGAUAGUUAGGAGUGUGCCAGAAAUUAUGCCGCCGAUUAAACCUAAACCUUCUCAGCCGAAGAUUACUCUAUUCAACAAGAAGUAUGACGAUACAUUGGUCAGGCAAGUGGUGAGCGAUAAUGAGGAGCAGGAUGAUGACGAAGAAUUGGGAGGCCGGAUUAGUUUUAUAAAGCCGAAGCAAAAGUCGCCGAUUUUGAACAGCGAUAAGGCAGCUUUACGGCAGGUUGAGAAGUCAAAACUAUCAUUGAUUCUUAGUUGCCUCAGCGAGGACUAUGACGAUGAAGAGGAACCGCCAGAAUCUAUAACUAAUGUUCCAAUUGUGGCGAAAGAUACAGUUGAUGCUUUGAAACCGUCACUGGGUAAGGUAGAGGAUAAGAGUUCGGAAGUGACUGUCCCGAAACCGAGCGGGAUUGCAGCUUUGAUCAGUGAACCCAUCAAGGAUGCUGGCUUAGGUAAAAUUGAACCUCCCAAGCCGGUAAUCGUUAAAUCAAGCGAACCAUCAAAAUCAACGGGACAAUUCAGUUUUGGAACACCAACCAAGCCGACGGACAUCAAUGCUACUUUUAGCUUCCAAACACCGACCAAACCUGCAUCAACCUCAGCGGACACCAAACCUCUAGAGAAAGCUACUUUUUCGUUUGGAACCACAGCUGCUCCAGGUAUUAACGCCCCGAAGUCCGAUGCUCCUCCUGCAUACACUUUACCGGCAGCUAACUCUACAUCAGUUCCAAUUCCGGCGACACCUUCCGGAUUUGGUUUCUCAACUUCCCCGAAAUCAACGAUCACCACAACAAAUACGGCUUCCGUUACUCCAAGUUUAAUUAACUUCUCACCGGCUCCGACAUCCAAACAGGACGUUCCAAAAAGUGGUUUUUCGCUUCUCCCUGCUAUUUCUACAAACGCAUCGUCAGGCAGUCCUCAAAACACGUUGAGCAUCGCCCAGUCCUCUAUUCCUACCUUCGGCAGUGGUUCUGGAUUUAGUGCUUUUAAACCACUAUCGCCUACAGCGGGAACAACGACUGAAUCCGCUGCAGUUUCAUCGUUUGGAACCAUUGCUGCGACACCACCCGCUUCAACAUCAGCAACAAUCACCAACAUUCCAACUCCUGGUGGUUUCUCUUUCGGAACAAGUAGCAUUCUGAAAGCUACAACUGCAGCGGCAUCCACGACGACAACCACAAGUGCAUUCUCUUUCGGAGGAGCGUCAUCUGUUGCUGCCACACCGGCGACGGCAGCACCUAUUUUCGGUGCGUCCUCCGCGGCACCGAAAUUCGGGUUUGGUUCAGUCCCUACUGCUACCACGGCUUCUAUCGCUCCCUCGUUUGGAACCGUAACGACGACUUCUACUGUUCCCUUGUUUGGAACCGCAACGACCACUACGGCAGCCUCAUCCUUCGUAGCACCGAACGCUCCACCAACAACGGCGCCUCCACCAUUCGGAAGCGUAUCCACUUCAAGCAUUUCCACGGUAAAGCCACAUUCUACGGGCAUUUUUGGAGGAGCCGUUGAUGCUACUACACCAAUCACAUUUGGUCAGGUGCCAUCUGCGAGUUCCAGUUUUUCGUUCGGUUCUGGAAAUAACACCGCGGCGUUUUCGUUCGGAAAUGCCGCCACAUCAGCACCGGUCACAGUCACGACAGCAGCCCCAGUGGCGGCCAACAGCAGUAACGUCUUUGGAAGCGGGAUUAACAGUGGAAGCGCGAGCUCUGUGCCGAGUUUCGCUUCGGUACCUUCGUUCGGUACCAGCCCGGCUCCGGUAUUUGGUGCCGCCACCAGCCCACCUGCGUUCGGUGCUUCCGUUGCCAGCGCGACAUCGACGGCUACUGGCUUUGGAGCAUCCCCAAUGUUUGGUGCCGGGCCCGGAUCGUCAGCCACAGCCGCUAAUUCAAGCGCCGUAUUUGGUAGAUCCUCCACGGUUACAUCGCCUUUUGGUGGGACCAAUUCAACACCGGCAGCGUCAACAACAAGCCUGUUCGGGGGCGGCACUUCCAACAACAAUCAAUCCAGUGUUACUUCCCCAGCAUCCGCUCCAUUCUCUUUCGGUGCUUCCGCAGCGACAGUGCCACCAACGACCAAUAAACCUUUUGCAUUUGGCGGUAAUGCCACUGUCAGCAGUAACAACAGCUCUGGUGUAAGCUCCUCUACUCCGGCUGGCAGUGUUAAUAAAUCUAACAGUUUCAGUUUUACCGCGGGAUCGAAUUCAACGGCAGCACCAGUUGCUGCCAGUGCAUCUGCGUUCAAUUUUGGUGUCGCUUCGAACGCAACCAACUCUGUUGUGCCUCCGCCAGCAUUCGAUAGUAACACUGGCAACACUCCAUUCUCCUUCAAUACCAGCGCAACUAAUAAUAAUAAUCAGGCGACCGUUAAGCCGUUUGCGUUCGGUACGCCUAGUCAAACCACAUCAACCCCGUCAGUUGGUGGUGCCGGAAUAUUUGGAGGGCCUGGCGGAGGAUCGGCGCCUGCGUUCAACUUUUCCGCCGGUUCGAACCCUGCUGGCAACGCUCCUAGUGCCGCCGUUCCAACUGCAUUCUCAUUCACCGGUGGCGCUGCUGCAACAGCAGUAUCAGGAGGUCCAUUCGCUAUGCCAAACGGAGCAGCACCCGGAGGUGCCCCCAUGUUUAGCAUCGGCACCGGUGGUGGUUCGAAUAUGCCCCCAGGAAGAAGGCCAAUUCGAAUGGCAACCAGACGUUUAAAGUGAAGUUAUUAGCCGUGCAACUUAACGGUAUGGAUGUGUAUGUUUUUGGUACUAUUUUUUGAGAUCUUCGGUAGUUGCAGUUUUGUGUAUAGAUGAUAAACCUUUAUUAUGCAUUCAAUGUUUUUCCUUGGCAUAUUAUUCUAUCUUUUUUUCCUAAUGUGAAAAAAAAUCUCUACUUAAAUUUUUGAUCUGUUUUUCUUAUCCGAAAUACGAUUAUGCACUCAUCAAAUCGUCAUGUAAAACAGUUAGUCCAAUAGUAAAAUAUUUAAUGCGAAAAAAA